AUGGCUUUGGUGAUUGAGAACCAGGAGGAAUUUGAAGGAGGAUUGGGUCUUGCUGGCCUGCUUGUUGCGCAGGCCAGAGCAGUCUUUCAAUUUCCCCAGCAAUUUGGUGUAGGUAAUCAUGUCCUGGUCUACGUGGAGUGGCUCACGCAUCUGCAUGAGCCAGAUCCCAUAUCGCCAUUGCCACAGGUGCUGUGA
Molecule: messenger RNA, 195 nt
Organism: Serpula lacrymans var. lacrymans S7.9
Lineage: Eukaryota; Fungi; Basidiomycota; Agaricomycetes; Boletales; Serpulaceae
Exons: 2
Coding region: 1-195 (64 amino acids)
Source: RefSeq, a predicted model, not a curated record